AUGAAAAACUCAAUCUUAUUCUUGCUCUCUUCCUUCUCUCUUCUUCUCCCUUUUGCAAGCUCGCUUAAUUUUAGCAUCUCUCAUUUCUCACUAGGCGACUCUCGCAUAGCUUACCAAGGAGACGCAACACCAAAUGGCGAGAUUGUACUGAACAAUAUUGCAUUUAGUGGUCGUGUUGGUUGGGCUACUUAUGCUAAAAGAUUUGCUAUUUGGGAUUCUAAAACAAGGAAGGCCUCCGACUUCACCACCAAUUUCACAUUCAAGAUUGAUAUCAACACUCUAUUGUAUGGCCAUGGGCUCGCUUUCUUUCUUGGCCCCCCAGGCUUCAUUAUCCCUCCCUGUUCAUCUGCUGGUUUCUUGGGUCUUUUCAAUGAAACCAAUGGUCAUUCUUCACGGUUCCCACUUGUGCAUAUCGAGUUCGAUACGUUUUAUAACGUUGAAUGGGAUCCUUAUGGUAUCAAGUCUCAUGUUGGGAUCAACAACAACUCUCUUGCUUCCUCUAACUUCACUUCUUGGAAUGCAACCCUUCACAGCCAAGAUAUAUGCCAUGUCCAAAUCUCGUAUAAUGCUGUUCAAAGAAACUUGAGCGUCUCUUGGAGAUAUGAAGAAACAUCUAUUCCUUCGGAGAGUUCAAGUAUUUACUACAUCAUUGACCUUGUGAAGGUCCUCCCUGCUGAAGUCACCAUGGGCUUUUCAGGUGCUACAGGAUCAGUGAUGGAAGGGCAUAGGAUCUUGUCAUGGGACUUUUAUUCCAGCUUGGAUGUAAUAGAAAAGACAAAGCCAAACAGAAGUAUCAUUCUUGGUGCUUCUCUUUCGGGUUUUCUCCUGUUGGCCUCUUUGGCUGUUGUGGUUCCAUUGUGUUUAAAGAGGAAGCGAAGAGAGGGUAAAGCAGCAAGGAGGAGAGAAAACUUGACGUCCAUAAACGAAGAAGAUCUUGAGAGAGGAGCAGUGCCUAGAAGGUUCUCUUACAAAGAUCUUGCAACGGCUACUAACAACUUCUUGUCUGAAAGAAAGUUGGGUCAAGGAGUAGAGAUCGUUACAGAGAAGAAGUCGGUGAGCUUGAGGCAUGGAAAGAUUGAGCCAGAGUUAAGUCUUGUGGAGAAAGUAUGGGAUCUGUACGGUAGAGGAGAGCUGAUGUCAGCCGUUGAUCAACAGAUGGGGAAAGAUUACGAUAUGGAGCAAGCAGAGCGUCUUAUGAUUGUAGGGUUAUGGUGUGCUCAUCCUGAUAGUAACUCUAGACCUUGUAUAAAGCAAGCCAUCCAAGUCUUGAAUUUCGAGGCACCGUUGCCUAAUCUGCCAAAAAAAAUGCCAGUUGCAACAUAUCAUGCGGUGGCAGAAUCAACGUCAUGCUCGAGUGGAGUCGCAACUGCAACGUUUUCUAGUGCUCAACUUGGUCGCUGA
Messenger RNA from Eruca vesicaria subsp. sativa (arugula), 1401 nucleotides. The record is from the annotation of a GenBank genome assembly. NCBI's taxonomy places the organism in Eukaryota, Viridiplantae, Streptophyta, Magnoliopsida, Brassicales, Brassicaceae.